AUGGAUGAGCCAAAUUCAUUCGCCAUGGAGGCAAGGGCUAGCCCGGAUGUGGAGAUGAAUGAAGGACUGUUUCUGAUGAACAAUUCCGUGGAGAGUUUCUCGUGGCGUGGGCUUACGGUGACGGUCAAGGACCGAGAGACGAAAAAACCACGAGAUCUGAUCUGUGAUAUCGGCGGUGAUGUGCAGCGGGGGGAGCUUCUGGCGUUGAUGGGACCGUCGGGGUGUGGGAAGACAACGCUGCUCAACGUGCUGGCACAUCGGGCGGCAGGUGCCAAAGUGAUGGGUGACAGCUAUGUGAAUGGGGCCAAGGUUGACGCGGCUUCAUUCGGGCGCAUGACAUCGUAUGUGGAGCAGGAGGAUGCACUUAUCGGGUCGUUAACCGUACAAGAGACGUUGAAGUUUGCGGCGGAUCUCUCGUUGCCUAGUUCGGUGUCGAAGCGCCAGCGCAUGGAACGUAUCCGGACUCUUUUGGAGGCUUUUGGGAUCCAGAAGCAAGCCAAUAUCCUUGUUGGGACUCCGAUUCGAAAGGGCAUCAGUGGUGGCCAGAAGAGGCGGGUUAGUGUUGCCAGCCAGCUCAUCACUUGUCCCAAGAUCCUGUUCUUGGAUGAACCGACUAGUGGUCUGGACUCGACGGCUAGCUUCGAGGUCAUGUCGUAUGCCAAGGAACUGGCCAGAUUGAACAAUAUCAUCAUCAUCGCCAGUAUCCACCAGCCCUCGACGACGACAUUCCAAUUGUUCGACAAACUACUUCUCUUGUCAGGAGGACGAACGUGCUACUUUGGACCUCUCCAGGAUGUCGAUACAUACUUCCGCAAUAUCGGUCGUCCCAUUCCUGCAAACACCAACCCUGCAGAGUUUCUUCUGGAUGUCGUCAGCUCGGACUUUAGCAGUGGCAAAGAGUCACCCCAAGAGCAGGUCGAAGCGAUCCAACGUGCGUGGGCGACAUCCGCAGAGGCAAAUACCAUCACACGGCAAGUUUCUUCGAGAGCACGAACGACGGACAAGGAUGUCAACAAGGUUGUGAUGGAAGACCUGGCUCGACCCGGUCCAGUCAAAAUCACAACCGCACUCCUCCAUCGUUCUUUCAUUAAGAGCUAUCGCGAUGUUGUUGCCUAUGGAAUCCGCAUUGUGAUGUAUCUGGGACUCGCAAUCAUGAUGGGCACAGUGUGGCUCCGUCUGCACCCGUCGCAGGAGUAUAUCCAACCUUACGUCAACGCAAUUUUCUUCGGAUCGGCCUUUAUGUCCUUCAUGGCCGUGGCAUACGUGCCCGCCUUCCUCGAGGACCGGGCCAACUUCACCAAAGAACGAGCCAACGGAUUAUACGGGGCGACGCCCUUCAUGAUCUCCAACUUCCUGAUCGGCCUGCCAUUCCUUUUCCUAAUCUCAAUCCUGUUCUCGAUUGUCUCGUACUGGCUCUCCAACUUCCGCCCCAGCGCCGACGCCUUCUUCACCUGGGUGAUGUGGAUCUUCCUGGACCUAGUGGCGGCCGAGUCACUAGUUGUCCUUGUGACGGCGAUAUAUCCCAACUUCGUGAUCGCUCUGGCACUCGUGGCAUUCGCAAACGGGCUCUGGAUGAGCGUGGGCGGGUUCCUGGUGACUCCGACGAUCCUCAAUCCGUUCUGGAAAUACGUGUUCCAUUACAUCGAUUAUCAGGCAUAUGUAUUCCAGGGGAUGAUGGUGAAUGAGUUCUCAAAACGGAACUACUCGUGCGGUGAUCAGUGUCAGUGCAUGUAUAAGACGGACUUGGAAGAUCAGUGCCAGAUCCGCGGAACGGGUGUUCUAGAGACCUACGGCUAUGCGACUGGCAGGACUGGAAAAUGGGUCGGCAUUCUCAUUGGUAUCAUUGCAGUGUAUCGGCUGUUGGGAUGGAUUGCGCUUCUACUGCGCAGGACCUGA
Molecule: messenger RNA, 1896 nt
Organism: Penicillium cinerascens
Lineage: Eukaryota; Fungi; Ascomycota; Eurotiomycetes; Eurotiales; Aspergillaceae
Product: putative ABC transporter
Exons: 8
Coding region: 1-1896 (631 amino acids)
Cellular component (GO): membrane
Molecular function (GO): ABC-type transporter activity; ATP hydrolysis activity; ATP binding
Source: RefSeq, a predicted model, not a curated record